Messenger RNA from Nannospalax galili (Upper Galilee mountains blind mole rat), 3577 nucleotides. Its product is annotated as collagen alpha-1(I) chain-like. The coding region runs from base 1 to 837 and encodes 278 amino acids. The record is from RefSeq and is a predicted model, not a curated record. The transcript has 3 exons. Lineage: Eukaryota; Metazoa; Chordata; Mammalia; Rodentia; Spalacidae.
AUGCAAAAACAGCCCCGAAGCGGGUCGGGAGGAAUCCGUCGUCCGAGGUCGGCGGCUUUCGCGCAAAUCGAGGAACACCGCACCUCUGGCCGCUCCACCGUUUGGACAAAAAAUAAUAAUAAUAAUGAGAAAUGGAGAGGCGGAGAGAGAAGAGGCGCAAAGCCGAGGCGAGGGGGAGCCGAGCGGACCCGCGGCGCGGGGCGGACCCCAGGCCGCCAGGGGGCCGAGGCGUCUCGGGCCCGCCCAGGGCGAGCGCUCCGAGGCCCGGUCGGCUUCUGGGGAUGGAAAGCGGCGGCUCACACCUGGGGCUCGCCCGCAGGAAGCCCGCGCCGCCGCUCCGGGCCGCGCCGCGCCGAGCGCCGUUCUGGCAGGGAGCUGUUUCUGCAGAGGCAGCGAGAGGGAGACACCGGGCGCGAGAGCGCGGCGCUGCCUCCCUCCGUCCCUCCCUCCCUUGCUCAGCCCCGCCGCGCCCGCGCCCGCCCUGCCCGCGCCCGCCCGGCGCGCCGGAGCAGACGCGCUGAACGCUUCCAGAUGUGGCGGGGGGGCGCUCCAGGCGCGGACCAGAGCCCAACUUCAGCGCCCGCGGCCGCGCCACCCGACCAACCCCUUGCCGGCACGGCGGCCGGGGAACUAGUGCAGGCCUCCGGCCACGAGAGGCGCCGGGGCAGCCCCGGGUUCGAGGCUCCAGGAUCCCCUGUUGCGCCCAGGAUUGGCCUGCAGACCCCCGCUUUCCUGCUGCUCGGCCCUCAGGGGCCCAGCAGGCCUCGCUGUGUGAGCGGAAUUCCAAGAACAAGGAAUACAAUUUGCCCAACUCCCAGUCUCUUUAAGAUCGAGUGAACAAAACGGCAAAAUGAGCUGUGAUUCCGUGAUUCUGUUGGAUCAAUUACAAUCAGAGCGGUUGUAGAAGUGACAUACACGGGCGACAUACACAGGCGAGGAUGGGCAGCAGAUGGGAGGGGAGAGAGAAAGAGCCCUAGAGGCGGAGCCUCGUGCAAAGCAGCGGUGGUGCCCAGAUGUCUGAACAGAUUAAUAGAGCCAGGUUUGCUGAUUCCUUGGGGGCAGGCGAGCACGUGUUCUGCCAGCAUAUACUUACCCACUUCUCUUAAUUAUUUCUGCCACCCUGGCCGGGAGCUGUGGAGCACAUCUCUCCAGCACUCACUGCAGCCAAGGAAGCUGCUCGAAGGCAAGGUGUCUUACACAGUUUUAUUCAUCAAUGCAUAGAGCAGUAUCUGGUAGGUAGCAAGUACCUAAUAAAUGCAUGCUGAGUGAGUGAAGGAUGAAUGGGCGGCUGGAUGCAUGCAUGCAUGCCUCAGAAGCUUCAGGCAUGCUGCAACUCGCUGUAUUUCUCAAAGCGCCUCUCUGGCCACUGCUUGAGACCUGAAACCUCACCACUCCCCCACUUUCCUUUGUGCAGUGGUUUUGGCACCAGAUUAAAAUGUGAGUGCCCCAGGAGAGGUAUUAAGCUUUAUCACUCAUCUUCAUUCUACUGUCAGUAGUGGUCUAAACGUUUUGGUUAGAAGAGAUGUCUCUUUGCCACCCUAGUAUGUGAGUCCUCACCUUUCAACCUCCAAUUUCAGAAAGAAAAUUAGAAAUGAUGCAGAUCCCAUUUAGGGGGAUCGUAGGCCUGGAUUUCAGGGACCAGUGUAGCUGAUCAUCUGCAUACGCCAAUAAUAAAAUCGGCUUGCAUCCCCAUUGUAUCCUAUGGCUAACAUUGCCAAGUGCUCUGUGUAAAUAGGUAUUGUUAUUAUUCCCAUUUCACAGAUGGGAAAACUAAAACUCAUGUACCAUGGCCAGGGGCACCCAACUGGUAAAAUGGAAAGCCAGUACUUAGCCCAGGAAAAUCUGACACCAAAUUCAUGUGCCUAAUAUUGUCUUGCUCUCUCUUGGCAGGGUGGUCAAAAGUGAUGUGGCAGGUGGUAGAGCUGCAAGAGCGGAACAGUUUAUAACAACAGCAAAAUGAUUGCAAAAUGUGCUUCACAAAAUGCCAUGUAAUUGAGAACCAAGUGUAUGUGUUUUAGGGGGUUACAGACUUGAUUGAUGGUCCAGCUUUUCUAUAAGUAGGCACUGUAUAAACCAAGCAAGAAAAUAUUACCUUCAUGCUGUUUUAGUUUCAUUUUUCACUUCUCUUUUCAGCUGUUAAAUGUGCUCUUUCCUUUCCAGAAAAAGGUAUUUUUUAAAUAUUUGGUCUUGCAAUGUACACCAGUAUUCUGCUUUCUAACUUUGGAACCCAGCCCUGGGUGUUCUUUUUCAAGGUAACAAAUUCUCCAAUUGUGAUGUGGGGAUGUGGGAACAGAAACAGCAGCCUGCCUCUCUUUCACUGAGAGCUUUGACUCCAACUACAAGUGCUUUCCUUUCUCCUCCCUCUCCCCGGGUGUUUAUCUCUGCCAGGCUUUCCACAACAGUAUUGGACUUGUGCACAUUUCCCCCCAACCCCAUGCACACACUUCCCAGAUCUGAAGAAAGAACUGUGUUCCUUCCUCUGCAUAUGCGUUGUACAUAUGGACACUCAAUGUUUACUUAGUUCUUUAUUUACUCUGAAUAACAGUCUACUCUAUGACCACAAAUGUUUCCUUUGGAAGCAAUUAAGAGUGUACUGAAUUAGUUAAUUACAGUGUAUUUAUGAGAGUGGGAAAACUUGAAAAUAAUCAAAAUACUCAAAAUGUUGGCUAAAUAAUGAUAUUACAAAAUUAUUCCAAAUAUUGUUCCACAUAUAUGUGCUCAUUUACUUUUCAGGACAUCCAUGUAAACUGCUUCUGUUCCUAUUUUACAGGAGGAAACAACGAGACAAAGGUUUCUUCGCUUGUCGGUGUUUUGAUUUGAACCUCAGCAGCUUGGCUUCAGCGCCUGGUCUCUUUGCCACUCCAUGGAUAAACUAGGGCACAUGGAUAUAAGAAAAUCCAAUGACACGAAUAGUAUUGAAGGGGAAUAUUAGUGACAUGGAAAAAGACAGCUCCAAAAGAAAAAGGAGUUAUCAAAUAUCAUAUACAGAAUAGUGCCCCCCUUUCUUUUACAUGUGUAUUCUUGAAUUAGGAAAAAACAAUGGAGGAUCACACCAAAAUGUUGGCAGUAGCUCCCUUGGGGAACUAUAGUAAUAGAUAAAUUUUUCUUCAUCUUUACUCUUAUCUGGCCAGAAUUAUGGGAACCAGACUACCAGGCAGGUGCUCUGUCCUGUGAACAGCUAUACCACUUGGGACCAGGACCCCAAUGCUUUGUCAGGGAGGACACCUCUAAAGAAGCUGAGCUCCAAAGUGUCCCUCUGCCCACCUAACAGCUGCUUAAUACUGAAGUUGCCACCCAACUGCAGAAAUCCUCUUGAUGAUUAAAUAUUGUCAUCGUUACAUAAUCACCUAGGAGAUAAGCCUCUGGGCAUGUCUGUGAGGGAUUAUCUAGAUUAGGUUAAGCAAGGUGGGAAGACCCACCUUAUCUGUGGGCCUUACCACUCCAUGAGCCAGCAGAGCAAGAUUCAUCUCUCUCUGCUUCCUGACUGCUGGUGCAAUGUGAGGGUACCUCAAGAUUGUGCAGCCAUGCCUUCUCCACCAUGUUGGACUGUACCCUCAACUGUACCCUCAAAUUAUGA